CCCUAGGUUGAAUACCACUGUACUAGACUACACGGCGCUUCAACCCAGAACACAGCCAUCUUUGUAUUCAUCGCCGCGAGAACCCCAAAUUUUACUUCUGACUUACGAACAAUUUGUAAAGUUUAUUUGCCAUAAAAGUGUAAAAUAACUUUUGUCGCACGCGGGCCUACGAGAACUAUUUCUUCUAAGCAAUUGUAAGCUUUGUGAACCCCUCGCACGGCCUGUGAACUCAAUUGCUCGCAAACUGUUUUCCGACCCGAGUCGUGAGAGGAACGCGGAGCACCUGCUUCUGUCAGCAAUCAGCAUUUUGGCUGACGCAGCUUCAAUUCGCACCACAGCGCGGAGUCCGCGUCUUACCUCGAGUUCUCUAAUUUUUCUUUAUGUAUCAGCAAAAAAAGGUUUUCGUAAUGAAGGGCGAUCAGAAUUUGCUGUGGACAAUAACCACAUUAAGAAGGGAACGAAUUUGCGUGCCAUGAGUGCGCAUGCGUAAAGUUGUUAUUGGCUACAAAUCGGAUAUUUUCUGUUUAAUCAACUUUUUCGCGUGUUGAUACGUUUGGCUACCCCUGGCGACAGAAGUAAAGUAGGACUUGGUCACCGUAAUCUCGAUUCAUAACUCACAGAACAGAAUCGAGAUUUAUCCUAAAUUCCAGGUCCGGAUACCGGAUAAUAGAGGAUGCCUUUCGUGAGGAACGAAGCCGCAUUAGCCGAGUCUCUUGACUUUGCAGCCACUGUCAAGUUAAUGCCAUACAUUACCGCGAGCAGUCUUCGUUCUGCGACAAAUCCGCUCCUUUGUUGGCUUGUUUUUGUUCUUACAAAAGCGACGUAAGUCUCCCAACCGAACCGUUGUGUUCGGCGGGAGGAACCUGACUCGAGCCGAAGAACUGGGUAACUCUAACGUUUCCUUUCACAUCCAAUGACUUAUUCGAAAUAUGGCCGUCAAAUUGAAGUCGUCCAGAAGCUACUUCGUUUCAUUUUUAUUGCGUUAGAAAUUAUUUUCGUGUUCUGCUCGCACAUUUACGACACAGAGCUCCCUGUCUGUUGUCACUGAUUUUAUGAGUCGAUGCUGGGAAUCUGGGUUGUUCACAUCGUGUGGAGUCGCAGGUAGAUUUUGAGCCCUGAAGAUAGAAACAUCAUGUCCCUCCGAAACGUCUGGUAUCUACCGCAACCCGAGCAUCCACGUCUUCAUCGCUGCCGUGCGGAUUCUUUUCGAUGACAGGCUGACAUAGUCGAUGUCUGAUGUCACAGUUGCUGGAGCCUAUGUCCUGAGUCAGAUGUAGUCCGGUCCUUUUUAUGUUAUUUUGCGUGCAUUAUCAUCGUCUUUGCACAUGUCUCCUGUUUGCACGCAACCCGCCUGUUCUCACAGGAGUGCGCUGACCUUCCUGGUGUACCGGUGUAGUGGAACCGAAUUUCUGCGCUGCCCGAGGCGUGUGUAGGUGAAGUGUGGAAGUGGAAGACAGCAGAAGAAGGGGGGCGGAGAAGAGGGAACUCAAAAAGAACUGACUGCAUCCGAAGAACGCGCAGUGAGACUCAGUCGCCGAGUGAGGUUUGUCGAUUGCUCGCCAGGAUGCAGCGGCACGUCAAAGUGGCUGAGGAGAAGCCAGAGAGCGGCGGCCACAUGAAGUGGUGGAUAUCGGUGGGAAUGCUGGCCCUUGUUUCGGUCUGCGCGUUCAUAGGAAUCACGUUAUGGCUCGGCCUAAACGUCGAAAGCGGAGACAGCAGGAAGACGGUGGCGGCCAAGAGCGACAACUUCGACGACGAAAAGAUGCCGUCGGCACCAAGGACCGAGAAGCAACAGACAGUGGUCGGAGCAGCGAACCAGAAAACGAAUGAAGACAACGAGGGGGAAGGACGGAAACAGUACGACGAAGCAGAGGUGGCGCCGACCACGGAAUUGGUUUAUAAAGAUUUAGGGGAAGAAGCUUACGUCGAAGAGGUGCGCAAUUCGCAAACGACAAGCGAGAUAGAAGAUGUUGCGACAGACGCUCCCGCGAUUCGCCAUGAAGACGCCUCGACGUCUGGAUCGCCCCUGGAUCCUCAGCCGAUAACGGAAACACCGACUUUACUUCCGGGCGACCCGACUGCGGGGGAAACCGCCACCCGGAAAAAAGAACCGCCGCCGACCGCUGCGAGCAGCCGGAAGAAGUACCCGGAACAUGAGUCGACGACAUUGUCAGCACUGCCCUACAGCGGCGGUACAGAAGUGGCCGCGGGAAGGCAACCCGCUCCGGAGCCUCUGAUGUUCAGCGAAUCUGAACACGAUGCCGGCGAACUCCUGCACACCAGUGAGGAAAACAGCCCUCUGACAUCUGAAGACGACAUUGUCAGUGCAUUUCUGGGCCAAGGGAUUGAAGAUGUAAGGCACUUUGAUAUAAGCGACGUCGUAAACGAGAAAGGCGAACACUUCAUGCCUCAGAAUUUCGAUUACCCGCACGACAGGGAUUACGUGCCUUUGCAACAAUCGGCGAACCUACACGUGACGAAACCCUCGAUCGCGGAACGUCUUCACGAAAUCACAGAAGACGGCGUGGACAGAGACGGUGUUCCCAGCUUGGACCACGACGACGGUCUGUUUUACAGCUCCAGGAACCCGGACAGGUACGACGGUGAGGACCCCGACUUGGCUGAGAACCCUUUCGCGACUUUCCUCCAGGGACGCUUACAGGAGCUGUACAACUGGCUGUCCACCGACGAGGACCUGGCAGGGAAACAUGCCGCCGACAGCGACAGUUUAAGCGGCGACUUCAUGAAGGUUCUGGUCGCUCUGAACCGAUCGUUGAACGAAGGCAACUCCAGCUUCCUGCUGGACCAGCUGAAGGAGAUGUACUACAACGAAUCCGCGCUGAACGUCACUGACCCGGCCGUCCUCCACAACAGCAGCAGCUUGGUGUCCUUCGGGCUGCUGGCAUUCGACCUCCUGCUGCUACGCAAUGUGCAGCAGAUCGCGUGGGAGGAAGAGAGGCUGUCCAGCGAAGAGAUGCUCAGAGACCCGGAAGUCCUUGCCCUGAACGCGCUGUUCAUGCCGCCCGAGAAGGUCAGGCAGUUACAGGAGCCGACGUCAAGGAUCGGGAAGGAGAACAAGGAAGACGACAGUGACAAGAGCCUCUUGCAGGAAUUCAUGGAGUUCGUGGCCGGGUCACUGCGAGCGGUCGUGAACCUGGGGCGCGCGUACCGUUGGAGCGUGGCUCCCGCGAUCUCUUCUCUGGAAGGCAGCAACGCUCUGGACUGCAUCUGGACGCUGUACUGCAGGAAUCUGGACAAGACGGCGCGUCUGAACGGGCCGUACGGCUUCCUGGCCAAGAUGAACAGCCUGGGCCUGCGGAUGCUGAUGGGGGAGUUCCCGGUGGAGAGCGCCCUAGAGCGACUCGUCAGUGCGGUUACGCUCGGCUGGGGCCACAUGGACUGCGAGAAGAUGUUUCCGAGGUGCGCUGUUACGGAAGCGACUGACAUCGUCCUGAAGACGGCCCUUGGGAUCACCGGAGAAACGUGAGAGGAGCUUUGAUUACUGCAGAACCUAAACGUGUGUAACUGAUCGUAGACGUAAGGACUGGUGCGAUUUCUUCUUCUUCAACGUAGUCGUUCAGACCCGACACGGGACUGCGUGUCCUUCCCUGCAGGGAUCUGUAAGGCGAAGUGUUAUUGAUGCGUCAGUCGGUGUUUGCUUUAAAGUCAACAUUGCAGUGACCGCUGUUACCGGCCACUGGUCUUUCGUUAGCUACAAAUUAGCGUUUACCGCUGUUUGUGCAACCAGCGUCCUCAAAGUGGCCAGGAACGUGAGUGCGUUGAUUUUUCAAAAUUACUAACGUCUUAUUCUUCUUCUUCUCUCUCUCUCUGUCUCUUUUUUUAAUAGCUGUCUUUUGUCUUGUAAUUUUAAUUACGUCGAAACUUGGCUGAAGCAGUUUGUGAGUGGAUGUUUUAAUUUCACAGCGGAAUCGCGAUGAACGUCCAGACACUUCAAACAUUAGAAAUCUUCCUUCGAGUGUAAAAAUUAAUCCAAAAUGUCUGUCUGCCCUGCGUGACAGCAAAAUGCCCCAUCCGGGCCGUGUCUCAGCGAAGAGAGGGCAGAACGGGCGAAUGUUAAUUAACGUUGUCUUUUGAGCAUUUCUCAUUCAGAUGACAACGUUACUGCUUCGUAUUCAGAAUCUCGGCUCGGAGUGGUUUUACUGAGUCCUUCCAGGCAGAUGGGAUAGCACUUUAAAAUACGCCACGACCGCUUCCUUCCUAAUGCUUUGGAGCGAAAAUUAUCCGACCGCCGUAUCUCAGAGACGUCUGGCUUCUGUCUCGUUCUGCUCCGCCGAAGAGGAAGUCGAAGGAAUUCGGAAGCCCUGAGCAAUUGCUGAUGACUCGAGGGCUCGAAGGGACCGCGCGGACGCUGGUUAUUUGCAGCGACACAACUCACCUUCUACCUUUAUAUAUAAAAUGUUAUGUCCUGUAAGUAAGUAAUUAAUUGAGACAGGGCAUCCUGAACACUUAAAGCUGUCCUCAAAGUGGUAAAUACAUUCAAAAUUUUCGUCGCACAACCUGAAGGGAAGAGACCAUGUUUAUAUGAAAGAUAAUAUUAAAACGGAUCAGUCUCGAUUAGUCUGCCUGAGGACUGGGUCCAGUGGCAGGCUCCUGGGAAUACGGUAAUGCACUUUUGACGUCGUGAUAGUGGGAAAUUUCUGACCAGCUAAGCGACUAGUAGCUUCUUAAGAAGGACUGUGCUCUGAGGAGUUGGUGGUUGGUUGAUUAGUUUGUAAGUGAUUAUGGAGACAGUCUUGACAAAGGGUGAUAAUGGUUUGGCGGGCCAUUCUGUCUUCCGCUCCACUGUUUAUCAACUUCCGCUCCUUGUAAUGGAGCCCGAGAAAGGGAGAGCCACGAGAUGCAGAUAGAAGGCGCCCUCUUAGUGCACGGCGCCUCUCUGCAGCGACCAAAGUCACGCCGCACAGGGAUCUGGCCUCGUCCUUGUAAAUUCUCCAGUUUUCGCGAUGUUCUUCAUAAAAUGUUGUUUUAGUAAAUAACAGGUAUUUGUAAUUUAUGCACGUUUAUUAAGUUGUGACUAUUUAUUU
Messenger RNA from Zootermopsis nevadensis, 5045 nucleotides. RefSeq lists its product as uncharacterized. The record is from RefSeq and is a predicted model, not a curated record. NCBI's taxonomy places the organism in Eukaryota, Metazoa, Arthropoda, Insecta, Blattodea, Termopsidae.